This is a messenger RNA of Linum trigynum, 2089 nucleotides long. Lineage: Eukaryota; Viridiplantae; Streptophyta; Magnoliopsida; Malpighiales; Linaceae. The record is from the annotation of a GenBank genome assembly.
UCCGAGUGGCAGUUCUGGCCGCUGAUACGAGUGGCGGUUUUUGGAAAAAGUGUGUUAUUUUUGAAAUUUUUCGGAGUUAAGUGCUAUUUUUGAGAAAAAAAAAUUAAACAGUGCUAUUUGUGAAAAAAUCUGUCAUGUGUUGGCGGGCCUAGUAUUUAGCGAAACCCUUAGCUGGGCCCAAACAAACAACUCUCCUCAUAAGAGCUGAGAUAAGUGAAGUGAAGAAAGAAAUGCAGUUAAGAGUGCAAGGCUGAGACCUAGACAAUGACGAUGACGUUGUUCAGUGGCAGAGCCAGUGGCUACUACUGCUGCUCUUCCUCGUCCACACCGUCCUUCAUCCAACCUGUCAAGAAUAUUAAUAAUGCUGCAGCUCCUUCCCGCCUUCUUCUCCGUUCGUCCGCUGCCGCCACCGCCACCGCCUUCGGCUGUUUUCCUCUUCGAGUUGCAGUCUCCGUAGUCACCGAUGAAUACGCGUAUCCUUCGCCCUCUCCAUCCGCCCCUGGUUUCGAUAACGUCACCCGCCGCCUCAUUCUCCUCCGCCAUGCUCACAGUUCCUUCACACAGCCUGCCUUGCGAGACCACGAUCGUCCACUUACCUCAACUGGACAAUCUGACGCCGCCAAAGUCGCGCUUAAGCUUCAACAGCUUGGUUGGAUGCCUCAUCUCAUCUUACUAAGUGACGCCGCGAGAACUAGAGAAACGCUCAAGAUAAUGCAGGAGAGCGUCCCGACAUUUUUGGAUGCAGAGGUUCGUUUCAUCCCCAGCUUCUACUCCAUCGCAGCCAUGGAUGGGCAGACUGUUGGGCACCUCCAGCUCUCCGUCUGCAAGCAUUCAACCGACGACUUACUCACCGUCAUGUGCAUGGGACAUAAUAGGGGAUGGGAGGAAGCGGCAUCUAUCUUAACUGGCACCACAGUUGAACUCAAGACCUGCAAUGCUGCUUUGCUUGAAGCUACUGGAAAAUCUUGGGAAGAGGCAUUUGCAUUGGCAGGGCUGGGUGGGUGGAAGCUUCAAGGAAUAGUGAAACCAAGUGAUGGGAUAGUAUAGUUAUGUGCAGUUGGAGAAGGGGGAGGAGGAGGGUGGAAUGCAAUGCUUGCUUAUCCUCAACCACCACCACUGGACGAGUUUGCUUCCCGGAAACGAAAUGAUUAAGAUAGGACCAAUGGCGUCGUUGUCUUCCAUCCCACGGACUGUUGCCUUCCAGUACUAAUUAUCUCGACCAGAUCAGAUCAGAUGGAGAGGUCGAAAACUGUAGAUGGGAAGGAAAUAUAAGAAGGCGGCGAUGGCUUGGCCGGAGUGUUUUUGAGGGAUGGAAGGAAGAGGGUUUGUUUUCUGCGCGUGCUGUAGCCUGUAGGUAGAGAGAAGUAAUUUGUAGAGGACCAUUUAUAGCUUGCUUUUUACCUGCUUAGUAAAUCAUAAUUGGCUUAGUCUGCAACGAGAAGUCCUUUGAUUCACCCCUCCAAUUUGUUUUGGGACGUGUUACUUUUAUGGGUAAAUUACUAUAUAUAUAAUUUUAUGUUUGCCAUUAAAAUUAGUUUAUUUCAUUCAUGGUCACUAAGAUUAGUUGAACAGUCUUGGUCACUUUCCGUUAGUCUCCAUUAAUUUUUGCUGAUGUGGUAGUCAACUUUUAUAAUUGAGCGUUAAACUAGUGACGUGGCAAAUAAAAUAUAUAAUUUUUUUUUAAUGUUUUAAAAUUUUCAUUGCAUGAAUGGCAAAUCCGAUGGCGUCGUGUUCUCUUCAGUUCUGAGUACUCUUCCUCUUGAAUCUUGCCCCUGCCCCGGCUUUCUUCGCAGGAACAUCCUCUUCCUCCCUUCAUGCCGCCUUGGGUUGACUGCUUCGCUGGAGAACCAAAUUCAAGCUCACGGUCGACAAAUCAACCGUUCUUGGAUUACCACAUCUGUCAACAACCCUCAACUUGUAAUUUUCAUCCUUCGUGCUAACUGCCGUCGGGGCCGAGUUUAGUGAUGGCAAUGGGGCGGGGCGGGACGGGUACCUCAAUUCCCAUGCCCCGCCCCACGCUACUACGGGGCGGGUCGACCAACUCUUACUUGUUAUUCGAAAAAAAUACAAAUAAAUUUUACUUUUUACG